Messenger RNA from Neltuma alba, 1733 nucleotides. RefSeq lists its product as uncharacterized. The record is from RefSeq and is a predicted model, not a curated record. Bases 131 to 766 code for a protein of 211 amino acids. Lineage: Eukaryota; Viridiplantae; Streptophyta; Magnoliopsida; Fabales; Fabaceae. The transcript is spliced from 2 exons.
AGGUGCGUCUGUAGUCCCAUUAAUUAAAAAAGUGCCAAACUCCAAACCACAUUCUUUCUCAAUCAUCUUUUCUUUUUCUCCGCACUCGCUCAAUUUAAAGUUACUCAUCGCUUUCCUGAAGACCUCAACUAUGUACUCUGUUUCCAAGAUGAAAUCGGAUCGUAAGCCUCCUCUCGCUAAAUCGCCGAUGCGUCUGCGACCACGCCGAGUUCUCCGUCCAUCAAACUCCUGUUCGCUUCAAACACCACCAGGUUCGUUGACCGAAUCCAAAAAGCCAAUUGGCUGCCAGAACAUCGAGGAAUCUGAACUUCGACCCGAGUACCGCACGAUUUCCUGUGAAUUACGGGCUCUGACGAAGAUGGUUCGCGAAGAACUGGGGAAGACGGAUUCCGAAAAUAUCGCAUUUGCCAAUUCAUUCGGUGUGAAUUCCGGGACACUGUUUGAGCGGGGAAGGUUUUAUGAUGAAUACUCUGCUAAAAGAAACGAGCGGUUGAAGAGAAAGAAGACAGGAGCUUAUAGUAAAGCGCCUGCGUAUAAUCUUGGCGUAGCUGUGGAGUCGGCGAAGAAGAGCAGUUCUAAGAAACUUGAGAGCUUGCGGAAAUCCGUUUCGGCGACUUGCUCGAUGGAGCGACCGGAGGCUCCCCGAUACAUGCUCAGAAGCAUGACCAAAGGAAAUAAAAAGCUUCCUCCCCUGCCUUCGAACUUUGAGAAAUUAACUAGUGGGUUAGACAAGAAAAUUGGGGCUUCAAGGGUUCGGAGGAUUUGAUUUUUUUUUUUCUUGCCUUUAUAUAAUUCUUGUUUAUUAAUGAAAAAGAGAAGCGGCUUUAUUGUGGUCUAUGGCUCUUGAGUCUUAUGCUUGUCGUUGGAAUCACUUUUCAAGAUGAACCAGCAAUUGAUACUUCAUACUGAAUUUAGCCUCAUCUUUUUUAAGUAUAACGGAGUAAGCUGAUGGAUGACUUCUUAGGUGAAAAUGAUCCUUGGCUCUUGAAUAAUCCUGUACUAUGUCUUAGGUGUUUGGAGAUAUUUGUUACUUUCCUUAUCAGCGGAAUCGUUUGCUGUAAUUACUUGGGAGUUCUCAAUUUCACUCAAUUUUGAAAUACCCCGUAGGUUUUUUCAAUUUCCGGAGAGCGACUUCCCUUAACUAGUAAUUACUUUGGAAAAGAUAAGCCCCUCUUGCUUCUUUACUACGCAGUUUUUCUCUCCUCUGAAGCUUUAUAUGUUGAGCAAUGAAAGUGUGGCAGAAUAAUCCAUCUAUCUGCGUUUACCGGAAAGUUGAAGGCGCGAAUCAUCUCUCCAAAAUCUAUACUAGACUCCUCCAUACACCCAAAAGCCUGCCUGUCCAUAAGCAGAAAUAGUAUGCGAAGCACUGCUAUUUGCAACGGAUAUAGAUUCUUAGUUAUGUGAUAUUGCUUCGCCAUCCAUCUGUUCCCACCCCACCUCUCAGGAAAAAUAAAAAAAAUAACAAGUCUGCGCCUCCUUUAUUGAAUGAAGCAACAAUCUAUCUGCGUUCAUUAGAUACACCCUCUAUCUCUAAACGAUAAGUUGUCUAAUUCCACAUCAAGUGUCAAAGAGGCAAAGGUUUCUCCAGAUCUACAUCUAGCUCCCUUUAAACCACCCAAAAACCCGCCAAUCCUUCAUGUGCACUAGUAGAAAGCCAAACACUGCUAAUAUUUACAACGGAUAUAGGUUCUCAGUUAUGCAACGUUCCUUCACCAUUUUUUGCCUACUCCUGC